This is a messenger RNA of Oncorhynchus kisutch (coho salmon), 4656 nucleotides long. Its product is annotated as ankyrin repeat and fibronectin type-III domain-containing protein 1. Bases 424 to 3654 code for a protein of 1076 amino acids. Gene Ontology annotation, cellular component: spindle. Gene Ontology annotation, molecular function: protein binding. The record is from RefSeq and is a predicted model, not a curated record. The transcript has 18 exons. Gene Ontology annotation, biological process: establishment of mitotic spindle orientation; regulation of establishment of bipolar cell polarity. Lineage: Eukaryota; Metazoa; Chordata; Actinopteri; Salmoniformes; Salmonidae.
ACCAGAUUGUAUGUUGAGUGUACGGAGCAAGUUCGCUUGACGGUGAGAAGGGAAAAUUCAUGAAAGUGGAUUAACCGGACUGAGAGGGAUGAGUGAAUUCCGAUUGCUAUCGUAAUUUUAAGAUUAAUUUCUUGACUUUUAUUUGACGCUUUCGUGGUGAUUGUGGUGUAGUAUGUGACAAGGGGAAGCAGGGGCUUACAUCUACGGAAGUCCUCUAAUGCACCUCUUCCUGUUUCACACCCCCUUCAUCCUCCCUUCUUCCCCCUCUCCCUCCCCCGUGUACCGUUCCUCUCUUCACGCUGUCUCUCUGUGACCUCUCCAUCAUCCAUCCACCUUCUUCUCUUUUGUUCCAACCUCGUCCCCUGUAACUCCCGUAUCCUGCUGUGCACACUCUCUACCAAUUGUGUGUGUGCCAUCUAUUGUAUGUCUGUGUCUGUGAGAAAUCCGCCACAGCGGCGGCGCUCUCUGGGUCCCGUUUUGCCUAAACGCAUCUACAGAAACCUGUCGGUCAGGCUGAGGGGCGGAGAGUCCUCUUUUUCCGGAGAGACAGACAUGCCGAAACAUCCAUGCAAGGCCACUCACACAUAUCAGAACCUGUGGGAGGCAGUGGAGAAGGAGGACACCCUGGCGGUGCAGAGCCUGCUAUGCAGGGACAGAGUGUGUGGCGGAGGAGGGGGACGGGAUAAAGAGAAGAAAGAGAAGGACUGGGAAAGAGAGAGGGAGAAAGGUGUAAACAGAGUGAGUGAGCAGGGCCUGGUACCUCUGGACGUGGCUGCUCUAACUCAGAACUCCCCUCUGCUGCACGUGUUGACCAAGGCAGGAGCCAGACACAACCCCGUCUUGUGUCUUCCAGCGGAGUGGUUGUGCAAGCUGGAUGCCCUGGUGAUGUUGGCCGACAGGCAGGUGGAGGACAGGAGGGAGGAGCUACUGGGUGGAGCAGGGGCGGGGCCACAUGUGCAGGCCGACAUACAGAGGCAGCUCCACCUCUGGACUCUGCGGCAGCAGCUGUACUGCAGGAUGAGGGAGAGCUUCCACCACACAGACCUCCCUGGCCCACCCAGUAGCGUGUCACUGUUUGUGACCAGUGCCUCUUCCCUGUUUGUGUCCAUUCGAGAGCCAAACGGUAUCGCCACUGGAUUGAUCACCCGCUACAGAGUGGAAUGGAGCACCUCUGCCAACUUCAAGAGUAUACUUGGCUCAGCCCAGGUGAUCGACACUAAGACCCCCAUCCACAGCAUCACAGGACUCACGACAGGAAUGCACUACUUUGUGAGAGUGACCGCCUACAAUGUGAAGGGAUGGGGCCCGGCUCAGAGCUCCAGCCCAGUCAGUGCUGCCCCCUCCAGCUGGAGGGAGUGUAUGGGAGUGAAAACUCCAAGCAGGAACAAGGAGGCUCUAGCCAGGAGACUGUUGGAGCAGACCAGAGAGCCACACUACAAGGGAUACUGUAUAGAGAGCUGCAAGCCCCAGAGCCCCAGUAAGCGCCUGUCUAUGUCUCGCAGCCUGAAGCUGCUCUUCCAGUCUGCCACCAAGUUUGUCCGUCUCCUACAGAGGGGUGUAUACCUGGCAACUGUGUUCUACAGAAAGGAAAACAUCCUGGUCACAGCAGAUGACCAGCUCCCAUUGGUGGAGAUCCAGUGCUGCUCCACCUCCGUCUCUCAGGACUUCCUUUGGUUUGCCAAGUUGUCCUGUGCCUGGCAACAGGUGCCCUGGCUCCAGCAGGCCCUCUCCUCCGCUCUCUCCUCCUCUUCAUCACUACUUCAGAACAGGCACAAUAUCUUGCAGGCUGUAGCACAACUACAGUCCUCUCUGGGGACAGUAGACUUGGGGCAGGUGUACUAUGAGCCUCUGAAGGACAGGCAGGGUAAUGUCCUGCUGGUGACAGUGAAGGAUUGUGCGGCCCACACAAAACCCCCGGACCUCCCUCUCCACUGGGUCCCCCUGGCCUGGCUGGAGAAGAACCGGAGCAGGACCCCUCUACUCCCAGAGCCUACUGCCAUGGACACCCUCACAGAGCAGCUCAAGGAGAAGCUGUCCUUCCACAGACGCAGUGUCCAGUGGGCCCAGCCGGGCCUGUACGUGGGCAUCUUGAAGCUGUGCAGCACAGUGGAGCAGAUCAGGGUUCUAGUGCCCCAGAGGCUGCCCAACCUGCUAUGCCACGCCAGAGUGCGCCACAUUCCCCAUGUGUCCCGCGAUGAAUGGGCGUGGUUACAAAGCCACAACAUGUUAACAGCCAAUGAGGACACAGAGGACGUGGAUGAGACCUCGGUGGACAGCUCUGGGCUGGGGGACUUUGUGAGGUCACUCAGGGCCGCUGUUACUCUCCUGUUGACAAAGCUCAACAUCCCCCUCUACAGGGCGUAUCAGUACGGUGUGUACACUCGGGAGCUGCUGCAGUUUGGGGAUAAGAUGUCCAUGCUGCUCCUGCUCCCCCCCAGUGAAGACUUCAGUUCUAGCUACUGGCCCCUAGUGGGCACCAAGGAGCCAGGCCUCACAAUGCCACUGCAGAUCUUUGAGCUGGUGCACUUCUGGACGUACGAGCAAGACUUCCUGUCUCAGUACUGUCAGGUCUGGGUUCGGUUGGAGCUGGACGCUCAUCUGUCCCAGCAGGCUUUGCGAGAAGCUUUGGACACGAAGGAGGUGCAGGAGGCCAGAGACCGCCUUGGUCACAUCACUCAGCUCUCACAGAGUCUUGAGGUGGUGUGGCGUGAGGCCCGGUGGAUCAUGGAUGUCCUGCAGUGUGUCCGCUCUAAACAGUGGGUGGGGGCGGUGCCUCUGGGCCUGGUCAUGGGAGGAGACCCACCUGCCUGCCCAGACGAUGAGGAGGAUGACAGGCCUACCACCAGAGUCUGGCCCCAGUGCAUACUCCCUCAAAAGAAAAUAUCAGAGAGCAUUACCUGUACUGUUACAGACGUUGGUGUCAGCAGUGGGAUCUCUGAGCCGAUAUGUAUCCCGGGGGUCCAUGAAAAGGCUGUGAGUUUAAUUGAGGGGGCUAGCAAAGGGGGGUACCCUGUGGACCUCAGUGCCCAACAUCCUGUUGUGGUGUUCAACAGCCUGGAUCAGUCAGGAGUUGGAUUCGACAUUGUGGCCCAAUCAGAAGUGGUAUAUCAUAACAUUAUGGCCCAAUCAGAAGUGACAGAUCAUGACAUUGUGAACUUGCCAGCUGCCUACAGUGGAGAACUGGAGUAUCCUCACAGUUUUGUCAGUGAUGUGAUCCCGCCUCUACCAGAGCUGGACAUCAUCUUCCCCACACUGAGUCUGAUAGAUGAAGAGAGGGAGGAGGACCCUGUACCUGGGAGGAUGGAUAUGCUUGACAGUUUAAGUCUUGGAGUCGGUGAAAGCGAGGCUUUCUUUGGACUAAACUCUGACUUGAUGAGGGGACCUAAGGGUUGUUCUCUCUCUGAUGUGCAUCAUGAUACGAACUCACUGACAGCAGGCCUUAGUUUAGGAGACAGAACCUGUGCAGAUACACUGUUCUCAGGUCAUUUAGACAGGCUGGCCACAUCUGCCUCUCUUCCCAUUGUGAGGACCACACCUGCCCAGAGCUGGGAUUUACCUACAGAGGACACUAUGAUACAUGCUGGCAACAGGGGGGGCAGCAUGCCAGCCAGGAGCCAGGUUGAGUGGGAGAACUCCUCUAACCAGGCAUCCUGAUGUAUCCAGAUAUCAUUAGAACUGAAUGUUACACCGAAAUACAUUGUACUUACUCAUCGUGCCUCUCGAAGAAUUUGACAACCAAUUCUCAACUAAUUCUUAAUAUCCUUUCAGUGCCUUUAAGCGAGUUUGGCAAACGGUGGGAUAUUCAUGGUUGUUUUCUCACCACAUUAUCUGACUCUCUGUAGUUGUUCCAGUGGUGAUAUAAAGGGCCUGUCUCCAAGAGACCUGCUAGACAUGUUCUGUGCUUCUGUAUGCGAGAUGUCUCCCUGUUGCAACUUGUAUUAAACUGAAUUGAUUUAUGAUUGUCUAUAUCCACAACUGCUAUUCUCUUUUGUUCAAUGUAAAAUACUCUUUACCGUAUUGUGCUCUAUUAACCCGUUGCACUUUUGUCCUUAUAACACACAACUAGCUAGUUGCAAAGAACAUUGUGGGAAGGAUUGGACCAAGGUGCAGCGUGGAAGGUGUUCAUCAUAUUUAUUAAUGUGAACCAGCAACAAAACAAUAAAGAGUAACAAAACGAAUGUGCAGCUUUGGACUGCAAAAAGGCUACAUUAAAAAAACAAGAUCCCAAACACAACAGGUGGAAAAAAGGCUGCCUAAAUAUUAUCCCCCAAUCAGAGACAACGAUAGACAGCUGCCUCUGAUUGGGAACCAUACUAGGCCAACCUAGAAACGAAAAAUUAGAUUGCCCACCCAAGUCACACCCUGACCUAACCAAAUAGAGAAAUAAAAGGAUCUCUAAGGUCAGGGCGUGACACUAGUCUACAGUAAAAUCAGUUGAAUGGUUUAUCUUUAUGAAAUGACCAAAUCAAAUAUUUUCAGCUGUAUUUGUGUUGUUCCACAUUUUAUUUCUAAGACAAAAGUUAGUCUUUUUUUACAUUUUCCUUUUCAGAAACGUGUGUGUAUUUGAGAAGGUUACACAGGCCAACUGGGUAUUAAGCUGAAGAUAUGUGAGGAUAUCAAUUCAAAAUGCCAAUAUUAAAGGUCCAAUGCAGCCAU